AUGAUGACUCUUUUUUCUGAUUGGUACUCUUGGUUGACUCGUCAUGUCCAAGAUGACGAGUUUCAAAAUUGGCUCAGAGUGGGAGAAAGAACCUUGUUGUUCCUAUUGGCUGCCAAUUUCCUUUGGAACUUGAAGAAUAGCGAAAGCAGCGAUCAAAGUAAGAAAUCAUCAUUGCUGAAACGUUUCAUUCAAACUGUGAGCAAUUCACAAAUCGGAAAGAAGCUACUUACCGCUGAAAUUGAAAAAGAAGUGAAGAAAAAUGUUGCCCAAAUGUUUCCCAAACCAAAAGGAAGGUCAACAAACUCUCAAGGCAAAGUGACCUUUCCAGAAAAGGGAGUGAAGGAGUCAGAAAUUGAAGAAUAUUUAUUGAAAUUGAAAGAGAUGGAUGUGAAAACAAACGAAGGAAAAGCAUUUGCAUUUGUAUAUCAUUUAUCGGAAGGCCAUGAUGAAUUUGUGACCAGAAUGCAUAACAUGUUUAUUAAUACGAACUGUUUAAGUCCAAUGGCAUUCAAAUCAUUGAGACAAAUGGAAAUUGAACUUGUUGAGAUGACUUCAUCUCUUUUCCAUGGUCAAGAAGCAUGUCAUGAUGAAAAUGCACUCUCGGAUGAAUUUCACAGAGAAUUUCUGAAAAAAGAUGUAGUGGGAAAUUUGACAUCCGGAGGUACUGAAUCUCUGUUGGUCAUGCUAAAAACCUAUCGUGAUUUUUUCUCAUCCAAUAUUGAGGAAUUUAAGAAAAUUAUGAAGAAAAAGUAUCCAUCUCAAUCACAGGAAAUUGAAAAUUAUAACGGCCCAUUCGAAGUCAUUGUUCCCACUACCAUCCAUCCUGCAGUGAAUAAGGGAGCUCAUUACUUUGGGUUGAAGCUUGUAGAAGUUGAUGUUGAUCCAGAAACAAUGGCUGUUAUUCCUGAAAAGGUUGAGCAAGCAUUCCAUCCUGGAAAAACCAUUCUUGUGAUUGGAAGCUGUCCCUCCUAUCCUCAUGGUGUGUUAGAUCCCAUUGAAAAAUUAUCUGAAAUUGUGGUUAAAUUAGGACCUAUUGCACUGCAUGUCGAUUGUUGCAUUGGUGGCUAUGUCAUGCCAUUCAUUCAAGAGUUGAAUGCUCAGAAAGUGUCAAAAGAACAGCUUUGUACCUUUGAUUUUUUGAAUUUAGGAGUCACGAGUAUUUCGGCCGACUUGCACAAAUAUGGCUAUUCAUGUAAAGGCGCAAGCGUCAUCAUGUAUAGAAAUUCCUUCAUUAGAAAGUAUCAAUUCUUUGUGUAUAGUGGAUGGAGUGGAGGUCUAUAUAUUUCCCCCACAGUCACAGGAAGUAAGGGAGGAGGACCCAUUGCCUCAAGUUAUGCAAGUAUCAAAUUAUUGGGAAAGGAAGGAUUUUUGAAAGUGACUGCGAAAAUGUUACACACGAGAAGUUUCAUUCAAAACGCCAUUGAAACCGAUGAAUUACUCUCCAAGUAUUUGUGUGUCGUGGGUCGACCAUGUUCCACAAUUUUGAGUUUUACCACACACGAAGCAUUCCAUCGUUUUUUUAAACUUUCUAAUCCUCCAUUCACUUCAUCAAGUGACGAUAUCAAUCCUAACAGCAUUAAUAUAUUUGCAAUUUCAGAUCAUAUGGAAAAGCAGUAUGGAUGGGAUCUUCAGAGACAAAUCAAACCUGAUUCAUUGCACAUGACCUUAAUGCCUCAACAUAUUGGACUUGAAGAGCGGAUUGUCUCGGACUUGAAACAGUCUUUGAAAUAUGUGAUUGAACAUGGUUCAGAGUUUUCUGGAAAGAACAGCGUCGCCAUGUAUGGAAUGGUUGCCAAUGUGGAGAGUUGGCUUAGUGAGGAUACCGUUGAAUUGUUUUUGAAGACGUUUGUCGAUGAAGUUUAUCGAUUACGCCAAUAA
Messenger RNA from Naegleria lovaniensis, 1878 nucleotides. RefSeq lists its product as uncharacterized. Gene Ontology annotation, molecular function: carbon-carbon lyase activity; pyridoxal phosphate binding. Gene Ontology annotation, biological process: carboxylic acid metabolic process. Lineage: Eukaryota; Heterolobosea; Eutetramitea; Acrasida; Naegleriidae. The transcript has 2 exons. The coding region runs from base 1 to 1878 and encodes 625 amino acids. The record is from RefSeq and is a predicted model, not a curated record.